Molecule: messenger RNA, 1498 nt
Organism: Diorhabda carinulata
Lineage: Eukaryota; Metazoa; Arthropoda; Insecta; Coleoptera; Chrysomelidae
Gene: PolD3
Product: DNA polymerase delta subunit 3
Exons: 6
Coding region: 79-1452 (457 amino acids)
Biological process (GO): DNA replication; DNA synthesis involved in UV-damage excision repair; DNA strand elongation involved in DNA replication
Cellular component (GO): delta DNA polymerase complex; nucleus
Molecular function (GO): DNA-directed DNA polymerase activity
Source: RefSeq, a predicted model, not a curated record
AUAGAUUCACAUUUUGGCGGUGUUUUUAUUUUUGUUGAUGGUUCUUCUAACAUAUAAUUUAAUUAUUAAAAAAAAACGAUGGAUAGUUCGAUUGAAGAAAAACAUUUUGAAACGUUAGAUGAGUACAUAAAAGAUGAUGACAAAAUCGUUACCAUUCCUUCCUUAUCCAGAAUUUUAAAUAUUCCUAUAGUCGAUUCACAACAUAUACUGUCAGAAUAUGUGAAAAAACGAAAUAUUAAAUCCGACGAACUCUCUCUCACAUAUGUUUUAACAGGAACAAUUAAAGAAAACGGAAAGGCAGUGAUUAUAGUUGAGGAAUCUAAUUUAGCAGCAAAAAGGACCUCGUUCGAUAAGGUUGAAAGUGAAGUGCUAUUUAGUGUACAAAAAUGCAAAAAAAUUGAUUUUAAUGUAUUGUCGUUGGUUGAUGAUGUGACUGUAGCCAAAAGAGAACCAUUGCUUGGUUCUAUUGUAAGUAAAAACUGUAUAAAACGUGCUCUCAAGAUAAAAAAACUACCGCCUCCUCAACCAACUACAGUCAAGGGAAAAUCUUCACAUUUCUUAUCUAAAAGUUCUCCAGUGAAACCAGAGAAAUCUGCAGUAAAAUCUGAAGAUAAGUCCAAAGGAAAUGGUAUUUUAAAUAUGUUUGAUAAAGCAGCUCCACCAGCGGGUAAAUCUACAUCAGAGAAAAAGCCCCUGAUUGAAUCUACAAAAAAUAAACAAAAAAAUGGUAUAUCUGCCUUUUUUUCUAAAAGUACGUCAACUAGCAAUAUAAGUAUAAAAAGCGAGACCAGCAUUAAGACAGAAAACUCCACAAGUAAUGAUGACCAACCUCAUGGAUUAGAAGAAUUAAUGGAAGUUGAUUUUAAAGAACUUGAUGAAGAAGAGAAUAAAAUCAAAGCAAAUGAGAAAGAUGUGGAAAUAGAUAGUGCUAUCAUAGAAAAUGAUGUUAAAAAAGAAAAGAAGAAAGAAUCAAAGAAACAUGAAGUUAAAGAGAAGAAAACAAAAAAUAAGAGGAGAAGAGAUAACAGUGAAGAAAAAAAUCUUAAAAAAAGAAAACGGAUAAUACAAAGAAAUGAUUCAGAAAGUGAUGAUAUGUUUGAGAAUGACGAGGAAGAUGUAAUUGAAAAAUCUGAUGAUGAAAUAGAAAGAGCUCCUUCACCAGUAAAACCUUUGGCGCCCAAAAACAAAAUUAGAAAAGCAGUCGAUAAAACAUACAUGGAUGAUGAAGGCUUCUUAGUGACAAAAACUGAAUAUGUUUUCGAAUCGGCUCCGGAGGAUGACGACGAGGUUCCAAUAAAAAAAGAAACGACUGCAAAACCAAAAUUUGAGAAGAAAACAAGUGCUUCCUCGGAAACGGAUGUUUCUCCUACUAAAAACUCCAAAGGCAAGAAAGGAAAGAAGAACAAUUCGCAGAACCAACCAACAUUAAUGAAUUUUUUCAAGAAAAAGUGAAAAUUUAAUGAAAGAGUUUGAAAUAUAUAUUAAUACUUGUAUAGAA